Molecule: messenger RNA, 2518 nt
Organism: Amphimedon queenslandica
Lineage: Eukaryota; Metazoa; Porifera; Demospongiae; Haplosclerida; Niphatidae
Product: gephyrin-like
Exons: 21
Coding region: 629-2473 (614 amino acids)
Biological process (GO): Mo-molybdopterin cofactor biosynthetic process
Cellular component (GO): cytoplasm; cytosol
Molecular function (GO): molybdopterin molybdotransferase activity
Source: RefSeq, a predicted model, not a curated record
AACUAGUUAUAAAAUCUAGUUUUGUUGUUGUGGGUGUGGUUAAAGCUAUAAAAAUCAAGAUGGUGUUUUCAUCUGCAGCAGCUAUGGCCUUUGUAAAGAAUACCAUCCAUCAUAUGAAACCGAUCAAAGGGCUUUGUUUGGGCUUUUUGAUCACAUGGUAUCUUAUCUACAAGAUACCAAUCACAGAAGAGGCAAAGGCAAAAUCAAAAUAUUUGCAUCCUGACUUAGGAGACAAGCAUUGAAGUAGCUAUUUAUCAGGACCGAUGAUUAUAAUGUUACUGUUACAAUAAUAGAUGUAGUAAUAAUAGAUCUUACAAAAACUAUUAUUAAUUUAUUAGUUAACUUAGACUAUUAACUUACAAUUACUUCAUUAUAAAGUUUUGUUAUAUUCUUUUUUGCUUGGGGAGUGGUUGAUGACUUGAUGGGUGUGAGUGUGAAAGAGAAACAUGGCUGCCAGAAGUGCUGGUGUAUUAACUGGUACAAUGUGAAUAAUGAUGUACGUGUUUUGAAUUAUGACACACAGUUAGUGAUAGAUGCUCUAAAGGUGAGGCUAAUGAUACAAGUGGACCAAACCUCGUGAGACUAAUAAACUCAUCAAACAAUGUACAGCAGAUGUUAAAAUGAUAAAAUGUUGAUAACUACAAUAAUAUAUAAACAUAAAACGACACAACGUAGUAUUUUUAAUCACAAGUUCUUCACAAGGUUAGGUUUUAAUGAUGUACUAACAAAGUGUGUUCCUGACGAGGCAGAAUUGAUUGAAGCUGCUUUGUUGGAUUGGGCUGAUAGAGCAGGUCUGAGUCUGGUUCUUACAACAGGCGGAACAGGUUUCAGUCCUAGAGACGUGACACCAGAAGCUACUAAAAAGGUAAUAGAAAGAGAUGCACCAGGUCUGUCCAUAGCAAUGAUCACAAAAUCAUUAGAAGUUACACCAAUGGCAAUGCUCUCUAGGUUAACCUCUGGAAUCAGGAGGUCGACUUUAAUUAUUAAUCUACCAGGAAGCAAGAAAGGAGCUGAGGAAUGCUUCAAUUUUGCUCUUCCUUCUCUCUCUCACGCUUUAGAUUUGAUUUCUGAUGUUUCUUCACGUGUUGAUCAUACCCAUAACUCAAUGCAGGUGCAUGGCGGUCACACCUGUGGCCAUGGCAAGUAUCAUUCCACCACUAAAACUAUUGGAAGAACAAAAGAGGAUUUCUAUCCAGUUGCUAUGAGACCCAGACAGUCCCCAUAUCCUCUACUAUCAGUACAUGAAGCACUUCAAGUUGUAAUGGAGAAGAUUCCAGAACAACAGUCAACGGAACUGAGAAACCUAGAAGAUGCUCUUGAUCGUGUACUGGGAGAGAGCAUCAUUGCUAGUCAACCUUUCCCUCCCUUUCCAGCUUCUAUAAAAGAUGGAUACGCUGUCAUCAGUAGUGAUAGUUCAACUGAAAGAGAUGUACUUGCACCUGUCACUGCAGGAGAAUCUCCUCAGUCUGGACAAUGUGUCCUCAUUGGAACAGUCGCUCGUAUUACAACUGGUGCACCGUUACCGGGUGGAGCUGACGCCGUUGUUAUGGUAGAGAACACUGAGCUACUGGCCAGCUCUGAUGAUGGAACGGUUGAGAAGAAAAUAAAAAUUUUAUCUAAUGUCCAGUCUGGUGAAGAUGUCAGAUCUGUUGGUUCUGACAUUGCUAAAGGAGAGACCGUCCUAGAGAGAGGGACAGUGCUAGGACCUUCUGAGCUAGGAUUAGCUGCCUCAGUUGGAAUGGAAAGGAUAAAUGUCUUCAAGACUCCAUUAGUUGCUGUAAUGUCAACUGGUAAUGAGGUUGUUGAUCCAGGGAGUAAUCUUGCUCCAGGACAGAUUUAUGAUAGUAAUCGUCACGUACUACUAGCAGCUGUAAGAAAGAAUGGGUUUAAAGGGUUGGAUAUUGGAAUAGCUCCUGACACGAGGGAGAAGUUAGUAGAGAAGAUUGCAGCUGGUCUUGAAAAAGCUGACGUCCUAGUUACCUCUGGUGGAGUAUCAAUGGGAGAGAAAGAUCUUCUUAAGCCAGUUUUAGUAAAAGAUUUCUCAGCUAAUAUUCAUUUUGGGAGGGUCUUUAUGAAACCAGGGAAACCUACUACAUUUGCUACUGUAGAGAGAAAUGGGAAACUCAAACUGAUAUUUGCAUUACCAGGUAAUCCUGUGUCUUCCACAGUUACAUUCCAGCUGUUUGUACUGCCUGCUUUGAGGAAACUAGCUGGUCAUCCUAACCCUUCAUCAGUCACCAUAAAAGCUCAACUAAAGUCCAGAGUGAGCCUUGACCCAAGACCAGAGUAUCAACGUGUUGUGAUAUCUGACUGGUCCACUGUACCACCCACUGUAGAGUCCACUGGUCUACAGAGGAGCAGUCGUCUAUUGAGCAUGAGAGGUGCUACUGGUCUAGCGGUACUGCCUCCCAUGGAUGAGGGAGGGAAGACUGGAAUGGAACCUGGAGAAAUUAUUGAUUUGAUUUUAAUGUGAAUAAUUUUUGUUAGAAUAAAAAUAAGUGAACUUUCUUAUGCAAAA